GUGAUACUUUGUGUCAAAAUGGUGGACAAUGUCAACAUCAGUAACCAUGCUAUUGUAAAUAGUUUCAUUUAACUGCAUGUUAUAAACUUGAUUGAGUUCCAAAAUAAAAUUCCAAAGAAAAAACAUUUUCAUCAACCAGUGUACCACCAUCAGUGAGUAGAUAUAAGAGAAGGAUAAGAUGCUAGUUUGGAUUAUUUGGAAAAAUAUUCACCAGCAUUAAGUGUUGAUUUUAGUGAAGGAACAUAUUGUUAUUUGGAUUUUACCUCUAUCUCUAACCAGAAACUAUGAAAAUGAAAAGACUUGUUGGAGACUGUAGGGAAACCGUUACAUUUUUAUGGCUAUGGUGGUUGUACUAAUACAACAAUGCCAGAGAACCCAAACAUUGAUCCUGAGUCAGGAUCCAACGGUUUCUAUAAUGCCAAUGUUACCAUGGCAACCACCAAUAAUAACAGAAAUAAUAACCGGAAUCAGGGUAUUCCACGGGUGUCAUCCGCUGGCAUCAAGUAUUAUGACAUUGCUACACAGUUGCUCGGCAAGAAUGGCUCUGAUUUAGAAGAGCUAUUUAUAGCUGCAGCCAGGGAUGGGGUAUAUGAGAAGAUAGAGAAUUUCCUGCACAGAAACAGAAGUGAUUAUGUUAUCAGUAUAGAUGUGAAGGACAAAAAGACUGGAAAUACACCGUUAAUCUGGGCCGCCAAGAGGGGACAUGCUAAGAUUGUACAACUUUUGUUACGGCAUGGUGCUGAUAUAACAUUACGCAAUUAUGAAGGUCAAACAGCUGUAGAGGUCGCCUCACCGUCUAUAAGGUCAAUACUGCUGGAAUCUGUGGAGAGAAGUACGGAGGCGUCUCAUCAAUUACUGCUGCAGGCAGCUUGGCAAGGAGAUAUACAAGUUGUCUCUAGAUUACUGAGUCAGAAGAAGGUGUUAGAUAUCAAUUGUCAAAAUGCUGAUGGUUUUACACCUGUUAUGUUAGCUACACGUGACAUGCAGUUGUUUGAAAAACUGUCAUCACAGAUGUCGAGAAAUUAUAAUCCUAUAGAGGUUGUCACAGAGCUACUGGCUGCCAGAGCUGACCUACAUGCCUCAGAUGGUGAUGGUAAAUCAUGUGUACAUCAUGCAUCACAGUCCAAGGCUCAAAUUGCCCAAAGUGUUCUUACUUCAAUUAUCUCAGGAGCCCCAAAUCUAGAACAAAAGGACAAAAGAUGUUUUGCUCCAUUACAUUGUGCGUCGUUGACUGGUAACGCAGAUUGUAUCAGUGCACUGCUGGACGGGGGCUCAGAUGUCAACUCCAGGGGUUUUGCUGGGGCAACCGCUCUACAUAUCACAUCCUACAACAAUCAUGAGAAAGCUACAACAGUGCUGCUGGAACAUGGUGCUAAUGUUACAUUAACCGAUGACCGAGGAUUAACUCCCUUGGAUUUUGCUAAAACUCGUAAAAUGAAGAAAAAGUUGCAAGAAGCUUGGGCAGAAGUGAAAAGUUCGAAAUCAACAACAAGUUUAGGACCAAUUAGGGCACAUAGUCGGGAAGAUCUCAGAUCAUCUGUGGAGGACUUGACCAAAAAACGCAAAGGGAAAGGUGAAGUUAUAUUUGAGGGACUGCCGAAUAAUCCCUUCACUGAUUCUAACAAGAAGGAUGCCAUGAGCAUGAUUCUUCUAAAAAUUGAUCCCAAAGGUAUAACAAGACAUCUGAGUCUAAAAGAGAAGUCACGAGGCGAAGAUGAAUUUUCCCAGAGUCACCUCAGAGACAAUGUUCGUAAGCUGGGACAGGUUCGGAACCAGCAGAAACCUACACCACUGCCGAGAACCAAAUCUCGAAGUACAGAACGUUUACCCGUCAUAAGUCCGGAUCGUGUGAGUUCAGAUCGUAAUCUUGAGUCACCUGUCAUGUUUGGGAGGAACUCUAGAUUAAGACGGUCUUUUGAAGACCGGAAAAAUGGGCGGGGACGGAAAGUAAACCCACUUACUGCCAGGGAAAGCUCAAACCUGACUGAUGAUGUGUUUGAGAGAUUUUCCCCAGCGCCGGUAUCACCGACCCCUAGUCAUAGACGCAGUGAGUCUGAUCCAAACAGAGGUACACCAAACCUAAUGGAGCUGGCAGCAUCAUGUGAACCCUACUUACACAGCCAGAAAAGAGGACGUUCUUAUUCUGUCAAUUCUAACCCUGCUAACGACCUUGAGGCAAACCGGUGUACACCAAACCAGCGAGAGUUCACUCCCUUUCAUAGGGAAGGAACGACAACCACUUUACAAAGGGAGGCAACUCUCAUGAGUGUUUGUUCGUAUCGUACAGACAGUAGAAUGUCAACUAACUCUAACUCCCCAAGGAUGCUUAACCUUGGUCAAAUGUUGAGUAAAAACAAGACUCCUGUACAACAUCUGUAUGGCCCUGGUUCCAGUAAGGUGAUCCCCCCUACACCAACAUUCAUUACUCAAAGAUCUGACGGCAAAUCGGAGAGUGAUAUUUCACCAAGAUCUGAUGAAGAUUCUGAAGUCAGCAGAGAUGCACCUGAACUUGUCCGGUCUCGGACAAUUUAUAAGGAUGAGUUUGUUCUUGAGGAAAGUAGACCUAAGGACCCUUUUAUACGCACACCAUCAACAGGAAGUGACACGGUUUCUUCCAGCGGAAGCAGCCAUUUAUCUGGCUCUCCCAGGGACACACCUUUAUCAGUGAAAGGAAAUCAAACAAGAAAAAGUGAAAAAACUAAUACUGUGAAACCUAAACAACAAACUGGAAAUUCAGCAAAUAUUGUUGGUUCAGUGAAAAUAGGUGCAUCAAAGUUAAAUGAAAAGUUUGCAAGUAAUGCAAAUAAUAGAAAAACUAACAACUCUGUUCAAAAUGGGAGUGGUUUGAAUUCAGGGGAUGAUUCAAAGGUGGAUAAUUCUGUGCCAAAACUGAAAAUUAACAAUGCAGUGUCAGCAGGAAAUUCCAAAUAUGGAUCUAUAUUACACACAAUGGCAGUGAGAAAUGCUGCAGCACAAAAUGCUACAAAAGUCAAUAGUUCAAACACAAAUGGUGCUAAAAGUGGAGGUAAAAUAACAGUGCAUGGUAUUCAUGGAGUAAAUGAUAACGAUACAGAUGACAAAGUUGCACCUUCUGAUAAAACUGUUGUGACUGAAAGUACUUAUGAAACAGUUGAUGCAGGUGUAAAGAGGAAUGAUAAUUCCAAACCGGACACAAAAGCUGCUGAAAUUAAAACAAAUGCUCAAGUAACAAAUGCAAGAAAGAAAGCUUCUCAGAAGAUGCAGAAUGUUUUGCAAGUUGUGCCCACUAAACUAACUCAAAACAUUGUAAGAACUGCUCCAAAAGGCAGUAUCAAUACUGAAAAAUCUGCAACUAAAACUGUAUCGGUGAAAACUGCUGAUAAAGUGAAUACAAGUACAGCACCAAAACAAGAAGUUGUCAGUAAUGUAAACAUGCAUUUAUUACAGUCUGCUCAAGUUCAGAGUAGAGUUUCUCCUCAGGACAAUAAUAAGACUAAGCUUACUGAGACAAAUAAUGUAGCUGAUAAAAAUGAAAGUGCUGUAGUGAAAAAACAAAAUGUGGGUAAUUCUGAUCAAGGUGCAAAGAAGGUUGAAUCUAAAAAUGGUCAAACUAAUACUGAUAAAAAUGAUAAUGUCCAACUAAAACCUGCUGAUAAUUUAUCAGGUAAAAAUGUAUCUGGUCCGCAAAGUUCUUUAGUAUCAAAUAAAGUUGUGAAGCAGUCUACUUCUGCUGAUAUUUCUAACAGACAAGGUGCACAGUCUAGGAAUUCUACUUUUAAUGUUUCAAAGAGUGCAAGUGUGAAUCAAAGACAAGUAGGUAAUGUUAGGAAAACUACAUCAAGUUAUACUCCUCGUUUCCCGUCUAAUAAUUUGGGAAAACAGAAGAGUACUUUGUCAGAUAAAUCUGAGGGAAAAGAAGAUAAGCAGAGUGCUAAUACCGCUAAUGCUGCCAUUACAACACAAACAUCAACUGACACAAAUGCUAGUGCCCCUAAUAAAUCUCAGACAACUGACAAUACAACAACAGUGAAAACAGCAAGUUCUACUUCACCAACUGAUUUGGUAUCUACAACUGUCAGUAGGUCAGCUUCUAUUAUGAAAUCUUAUAAUAUGUCAGGUGUACCCAGCACUCCAAAGUCUUCAAGUAGUAGUUCGCUAACAUCAGACACUUCAUCUACAGCAAACAAAUCUAUAGUUUCAAACAUGCCUUCCAAAAAGAAUCAAGUGUUGUCAAAGUCAAUGCAUGAGCCUUUACAAAAAACUUCAAAAAUUUCAAAUGCUAGUAUUGUCAGUAGCAGUGUUUCACAAAUGCCAAGCGUUGGAACAGUUACAAGUGAUAAAUCUCAAAGUAAGGGACUACUAAGAUCUGCUUCCAUGACAACCAUUGAUGAAGCUAAAGAAAAGAAGUUGAUGUCUUCUUCAGACACUAAAAUACAGUGUGCUACCAACUCAAACAAUGGGCGACCUUCCAGUGAUACACCAAUAGGCUCAGCUGGAACUAAAAACAAUCAUAACAAUGUUACUCCUCUAGUAGAAAUAAUGCCUGAAUGUGCUCCAAGAAUAAACAGGAAAAAUUACAUGGAUAUUAAUAAUCCAAUGACAACACCUGUCAUAGUUAAUCCAUUUGAAGAGCUUGAACAGAAAAGAGCACUUACUGCUACAGAAUUUGGCUUUGUUGUAGACAAACCAAGCAUAGAAAGAUCUAAAACUCAGGUAUCACUUAAAGGAAAAAAUGCUAAAAGUCAGAAAAAGACAGUAAACAGUUCUAAGCCAUCAUCUGCAACCACAAGAGGGUCUAGUGGAAAAAAGAAAAGGUCUAGAAGUAAAGAUGCUAACAAGUCUGAUAAUGAAAGUAGGCCUAAAAGUGGAAAAUCUGGAAGAAGGAUACGAUCUGCUAAAAGGAAAAGGAAAAUACCUGCCGAAAAUCUUGCAAAAGAAAAUGAAAAACCUGAUGUUGCCUUAAUUGGAGGUAUUGGUUGGCAAAUAGCAACAUCUUGUAUUGAUAAGUCAGAGGCUGAUGCAGUUGUUGUAAGUCAGAUAGACUCCAGUGAAUCAGACGGAGAGGAUGUUAGCAUAUUUAGACUAGCUUCUCCUGUAAACUUUGAAAUGUCUGAUAAUGAGUUACACAUACCAAAUGCUUUAGAUACUCCUUCUUCCAUGUAUUCACCAAGAUUUAAAGAAGUUAGACCUCCCUUUGAAAACAAACAUGAGGAAGAUCUCCCAAUGGCAGACAAUGAUGGAUAUAGGCCUAUGAAUCUGGACAUGACUCAAAAUAGUUUAUCACAGAAUAGAGCAGGUGUGAUCAUAAAACAGGAUAUGCCUGGAGAUAUUAGUAAUUUCUUGUCUAAGCUCAGGGAAGAUGAAAGUGAUAUAUUUGAUGAUGAUAAUGACAUUUAUGAUGAUGAAGAUGAUUAUGGUGAUGAAGAAGAUAUAGAAGAUAUGUUACACAGGCAAGUUGUAAUUGGGCAGUUAACACCAAUACCUGAAUCCCCAUCUCUUACUAACACAAAUUCAACAUUGAAAUAUGUAGCAAAAACAGUUGAUGCUAUAAAUAGGUUUGAUAAGAAUAUGAAAGAUGAAGAUCUGAGUAAAUUAUUGGGUACUACCCCAAGGGAUAAAGUCUCUGCAUCCUCUGAUAGAAGUAGUGCUAACAUGGGUAGAAGUGGACCUGUCAGAAAUUGUGGAGGAUCUCUUAGAUCUGCUGCAUCACAGAAAGACUCAAAACAAUCUUCUUCAGGAUCUGCUAUGUCGAGAAGUUUACCGUCAAGGAAUUCAUCAUCAAAAACAAACAUGUCUAGAAUUUCAAACCUCAGUUCAGAAAUAAGAGAAAAGGCAAGUAAGGUCUUUGGAAAUUCUCAACUAUCUCCCAAUUCAAGUGCUGCAAUAAGAGAUUCAAACUCAAGGAGUAAUUCGGUAAAUAAGAGUCGUUCCAAUAGUCUGAGAAAAAGCUCAUCCAGAGAAAAGUUAUAUACUGAGAAAGAUUACUCACAAGGUAGUGAAAGUAAACCUGUUAUUGAAUCUCCAAGGAAUGAUAUGAAUUCUGAGACAAAGGAAAGAAUUGAUUCUAAAAUAUCAGACCUUAAAAAAAUGCUUGCAGACAAAAUGCAGAAAACUCAAAAGUUGUUAAAUGAGUCGACACAAAAUAAUUCAUACAAAAAGAGAAAACAAAUUGAUGAAGAUCAAGACAGUAGUGAAACUUGUGAAAAUGAUGUUAAGUUGAAUAUUAAUGAGUUAACUGAGGAAAAUUUGAAAGCAUUUGACACAAGCAGAACAGAAGAUGAUAUGAAGUCAACCAGAAGUUCAAGAAAGGAAAGAAGGUAUUCAGAAACAAAGAAAGUAGAAGAAAAAGAUGAGGAUAUGAAAGAAGCUAUUGAUGAAAUUUUAAGUAACACUUUCCCUUCUUCAAGGUCGAAUAUGAAAUCAGUAAAUUCUUUUAAGAGUGGAAAUAGUACUCUCACUGAAGCAGAUAGGAAAGUUUUAAAGAAAAUGGUACAAGAGAAUCAAAAUCAUGCAUCUCCUUUCCAUGCCAAAGAAAGUGUAAGAGUGUCUAGUUCAUAUGAUGAUAGUGUAACACUAAAUAAAGAUAAUCCAGAGCUCAUGAAAAGAUUUAAUGCCGAAAAAUUUGAAAUGGGACAAAGAAUGAAGGCAAUGAUAGAUGCUGGUGCUGAUCAAUCUAAAGUAAAGGCAAUGGUUAAAGCUGAUAAUAAUGAAGCAAAACAACUGGCUAGAAUAAUGAACAGUUUCCGACAAAUGGAACUGUAUGCUGGGCCUCACAGUACCAAUAAUAAUAGGUCGGCCAAAAAGGAAACACCUAGAAGAGAAGGAGAGAAUAUGCAUAAAAGUUUGUCAAGGUUUGAUAAUCCUCACAGUUCACAUCAGUUGGGCAUACCACCUCGGCCCGGCUCUGCUGGUGCAGGCAGAAUGAAACCAGGGAAGUUCACUGAGAUAAAGGGAGGUAAAUCUGCAUCACAUGUCGGAGAACGCUCAAACAGUCCUGUUAAUGUUCCUAAGAAUCUGGCUGACGAGUUCAAGAGAAGUCCAUUUAGAGAAGUUAGCAGUCUGCAGGAAGAAAACAUUAAUGAACUGGCUAAUGUCAUUAAAAUUACAUCUCAAAGCAGUGAGGAUGACCAUCUUAGUCUAGAAGAUGAUGAAAUAGAGAGGGCAGAUAGUGCAUGUACAACAUUAAGUUCUCAAUCUUCAAUAAUGGAGGAAACUAUACAAUGGAAGAAAGGAAAUGUGCUCGGCAAAGGAGCUUUUGGAACUGUAUGGUGUGGUUUGACAAGUGAAGGACAACUUAUUGCAGUCAAACAGAUAGAAUUAAAUACAACCAAUCAGAAUAAAGCUAAGAAGGAAUAUGAGAAAGUCCAGGAGGAAGUUGAACUUCUGAAGACUUUGGAACAUAAAAAUAUUGUAGGAUACCUUGGUACAAGUCUAGAGGACAGUGUUGUCAGUAUAUUUAUGCAGUUUGUACCAGGUGGAUCUAUAGCCAGUAUAUUAGCAAGGUUUGGUGCCCUAGAUGAAGCUGUGUUCAGAAAAUACACAAAACAGAUUCUUGAAGGAGUGGAAUAUCUCCAUGCCAAUGAUGUCAUCCACAGGGACAUAAAAGGAGGAAAUGUGAUGCUGAUGCCAAAUGGAGUGAUAAAACUGAUAGAUUUUGGUUGUGCUAAGCGACUAUGUAUAAAUCUCAGUAUGGGCCAGUCUCAGAUACUAAAAUCCAUGAAGGGGACACCAUACUGGAUGGCACCAGAAGUUGUGAAUGAAACAGGUCAUGGGAAAAAAUCUGAUAUAUGGAGUGUUGGAUGUACAGUAUUUGAGAUGGCCACAAGGAAACCACCAUGGGCAGAAAUGAACCCAAUGGCAGCCAUAUUUGCUAUAGGAUCAGAUAAACCUGUACCACAAUUACCCGAGAAGUUCACUGAGGAGGCCAAAGAUUUUGUUAAUUGUUGCCUUACAAAGGAUCAGGCAAAAAGACUAUCAGCCACCCAGCUUUUACAGACAACGUUCAUGAAGAGAAGAUCAAAGAAAAGCUCCUCAACUUGUUGAUACAGAGAUAACAUGUUCAGUCAAUACUUGAUAAAGCUGGAGGGAACCAAUAAAAAUUCUCAGAAUGUGAGGUGCAUGGGGAUAGAGGAAAAA
Ruditapes philippinarum (Manila clam) is the source of this 8115-nucleotide messenger RNA. Its product is annotated as serine-rich adhesin for platelets-like. The record is from RefSeq and is a predicted model, not a curated record. Gene Ontology annotation, biological process: protein phosphorylation. The coding region runs from base 364 to 8022 and encodes 2552 amino acids. The transcript has 24 exons. Lineage: Eukaryota; Metazoa; Mollusca; Bivalvia; Venerida; Veneridae. Gene Ontology annotation, molecular function: protein kinase activity; protein binding; ATP binding.